Molecule: messenger RNA, 8808 nt
Organism: Leptidea sinapis
Lineage: Eukaryota; Metazoa; Arthropoda; Insecta; Lepidoptera; Pieridae
Product: eukaryotic translation initiation factor 4 gamma 3-like
Exons: 29
Coding region: 460-5424 (1654 amino acids)
Cellular component (GO): eukaryotic translation initiation factor 4F complex
Molecular function (GO): protein binding; translation initiation factor activity; mRNA binding
Source: RefSeq, a predicted model, not a curated record
AACAUUGAACAUGCGUGACGGUUUAUUUAAUACGUACACCAUCGAAUGACAAGUUCGAAAAUAAAAAGAAGUAUUUGAAACAAAACAUUUAUAUAUUUUUAAUAAUAUUUUUAUAACAAAUUUAAGUGAGAUACAAGAAUAGAAAUAUAUUCGUAACAAGUAACAAGUUCGUUUGUUUAUUGGUUAACAUCCGCCAUUUUGUACAGUCGUUUGUUUAGUGACUAGUUUGUUUGAAAGUGCUACUUUAAAAAUUAAAAAGAAAAUGUUAAUUGUAAAUGGAAUUACAAUGCUUUUAUUAGAAAAUCUGCUGACAAAGUGGUACUGCUGAAGAUAGGAAGCUGUCAAUCUGACAUCAAGUUUGGGUUUGCGAAUUGCCGGAUGUGUUCUACAAUUGGUUAAGGCUAUUUAACGUGCCACCUCGAGUGGUGUACGUGUUGCGAGACCUAUGCUGCCAAGAAUAUGAGUGGUAUCGGGAACCAGCUACCGUUGGCGCCCUCUCAGUGCGGGCCCGGAACAUAUCCAAGGGCGUCAACACCACACAUGACGAUUCCCGCAAACGUCGCGGACCGCUAUCACCCGGGCGGAGCCGCGGGGCCGGGGUACAUGGGUGGUAACGGCACUGCAGGGGCCCAGCCACCGGCCCAGACCAUGAGGGCCCCGUCAGCGCCUCAACCUUCCGCACCGCCACCACCGGAAAUGUCGAAGACUACAAUGGCAGGACACAACUACGCAUCGACCACAUCUAACGCAUCGCAACCGGGCCGACAUCAAUACCUAAACUUUCAGUUUCGUGCCGCCCAACACUCGACAAGACCUAAUUCGCAUGGCAGACAACAACAACAGUACAUUCCGGGAGCGGGAAGCACUUCUGGCGGACCAGUGAUGUACCACCACCCGAUGUUGUUCCAGACCGCGCAUAUCCCGAUACAGCAGACAUACCAGACGCCCAGGUCUACCACGCCGGGAGGAUACUACCAGUACAUGCCUUAUCUCGGAUAUUCACCCACUGGUCACGCACCACCUUACUACUAUGGUAAUGGUCAGCAAGUUGGUGCCAACGGCGGCGGUAGAGCGAGCCAGAGUCCUCUGGUCGUGUCCAACACGCCCACACCAACGCCUAUGUCGCACGUGUCCUCGCAGCUGCCGCACGUGCCGCUCAAUGUCCGACAACUGCCGGCAAAGCGCCUGUCACACCGAGUUCCAAUUAUCAACCCCAUCACCCAGCAAUCUAUUUUUACUGAAGAAUUCUCUAACGACAAUCAAAAUGCAAGCGGAGAGUCAAGCGAAAGGCAAACUCCACAACCGCAGGAUGCUCGUGUUAUUGUGGAACAAUUCAAUCGGAUGGUAAGCGCAGCAGCAAUGGAGCCAUCGAAGCAUAGCCCCGCCAAGUCCAAUUACGCAUUGAAAGACUAUCAAGUGCCUGAUGACCUGGCUGACACGCAACUUCAAGAGAACGAAAUAAUUACUUUAAAUAUAAAUGAAAAGUCUGAUAUGUUGAAUGAUAGUGAUGUAAGUGCAGAGCAACACGAUGUGGUCACACCAGUUGUCUCUGCCGUCUCCGAUAUUCCUCUCAUAGUGCCUAAAUCGACAGUUUAUGUUACAAACUCAAAUAUUAAUGAACAGAGUCAAUCUAUAGUAGAUAGUAAGUUUCCGGAGAAACCAAAUGUGCCUCAGAAUGAAACUCAGUCUGAUGUGGUUAUAUUGCAAGACGGGAAGGUGGAAGUACAACCAUAUGAUCAGACAGCGCUAGAGUUACAACCAUCAGAGCAGCAACCUGAAGAGAUGAAACAAAUGCCUCAAACACAGAAAGUACGCGAAACCAAGGAGCGUACCAAGCUAGACGAAAAACAAAGACGAAUAGACAUUAAUGACAAAAAUGUCCAAGAGCUAGAUGUCCCUAAACGAAAUGGGCCCGCCUCUGUUGUGAUUAGUUCAAUUGAUAGUAACUUGGAAUCUAUCAAUUCUCCAACUAGUCAAAACAGUACUAUAGAAACAAUAGACUCUCUUGCUCAGAUAGGAACAAAACAUAAAUCAUCUACAUUAGAGACUGAGCCACUCCCUAGCAUAAUAUCUGACACUAAUAAAAGAACAUUCCUAGAAACUCAAGCUCUUGCUGCAAAAUUACUCCCAAGUUUUGAAAAUAUUGCCAAAGACUUUCCAACUGAACCAGCAGCUUCUAUAAGUGAAGAAAGUGCUAGCCCUGCACAGGCCAAACUCACUCAGAGCAUUGUUAGUGCUGCCAGAAAUAAUACUGAUACUAAAAUGAAAGAUAUUAAUCUGAACAAUACAAAUGCAGAUGCAACCAAUGGUAAUAUGACCAGUGUAGCAGAGCCUAUUAAUGAAGGGAAUAAAACUGACAAACGAAUCAAGAAUUUAAAGAAUAAUAGUAAGAAAAAUAAGAAUGCUAGUUCUGAACAGCUAAGGCCCGAAGAAGAAGUGAGUCAAGAAAAUGGUGAAAAUGAGACUGAUAAGGUAGAUGAGAAUAUGGAAAUUGAAGAAGAGGUGUCGAUGGAGAAGCCUGAGGAGACCCCUGCAAGGACUGUGCCUGUUCCUAAAUAUAAAUAUGGUGAUGAUCAAUGGUCACCAUCAAAUACUUCUGGUAAGAAGUGCUACAAUCUAAGGCUGUUGAUGCAAAUCAAGGAUGAUCCACUUUCAAAGGAUAAACCUAAUGCUGCUCCAUUACUUGAAACAUGGAAUGUGCUGAGGCCAUCACCAAUUCAAGAUUCAAUGGUGUCAUUCAAUCAAAUAACACGGCCUGUAAAUGACUCACUGUUUCCCAAUUUCUUGAAAAAUACAAAUGUUGGGAUGCGUAAUACACUUCCAAGAGAUUCAAAGAAGGAAGGAUGGAAUGCAGUUACACCAGGUAAAGGUAGUAUGAAGCUGAGUCCACCCUCAAGUGGUGGUAGUGGUGCUCACAAGAAUGUCAUUGUAGUGUCUCUGUCCCUACGUGAAGAAGUGAAACUAAAUAAGUCAGAUGAUGCAUGGAAACCAUCCAGGUUCAAAAAGGAGGAUCUUAGUGAAGAAGAGGUGAAAACGCAGGAAUUGUACAAGAAAUUCCGAGGCAUCUUGAACAAGCUGACACCUCAAAAAUUCGAAACACUUCUGGAUAGAGUCAAGACACUUGAGAUCAACACACAGGCCCGAUUGCAAGGUGUCAUAGACCUUGUCUUUGAAAAAGCCAUUGAUGAACCCAACUUCUCUGAAGCAUAUGCUGCUAUGUGUAGCAAACUUUCCACACUAAAGGUACCAUCUGCCAACAACCCCAACCAGCGUGUGAACUUCCUCACCUUAAUCAUUACCAAGUGCCAGAACCAGUUCAUUGCUGAGAAGGUUGAUGAACAAGUGAUGAAACGGGAAAAGGAACUAGCUGAAUGCACUGACCCUGCGAAAAAGAAAGAACUGCAGUUAUUGUUGGAAGAAGAGUUGAGGCGCUGCAGAAUGAGGUCCGUUGGAAAUGUGAGAUUUAUUGGAGAGCUAUACAAAUUGAAAAUGCUAACACCUAAAAUUAUGGUGUAUUGUAUGGAUUACCUGAUCAAAAAACUUGAAGAGGAGAAACUUGAGUGUCUCUGCAAACUCCUGACCACUGUUGGGGAGCAAGUUGAGAGUGAAGUUAAAGACCAAGUAGAGGGCAUAUUUAAGAAUAUGCAGGAUAUAGUGGAAAAGAAGGCUAACAAGAUUAGCAGUCGUGUCCGUUUCAUGUUGCAAGAUGUCAUUGAGUUGAGGAGACGCAAGUGGGUGUCCAAGAAUGUUGUGGACUCACAACCCAAGAUGAUGGAUCAGAUACAGAAGGAAGCUGAGCAGCACCAGAGGAAUAUUGAGCUUAUGAACACUGCACCUAUGGGUGGCGGUGGUGGGUUCCGUCGGGACGAUGGCGGACGAGGUAAGCGUGGUGAGCGUGGUGAUGGAAGACGGCAGAAUGCCAACUCGUUCAUGGACAACAACUGGAAGACGAACACAAGGAACAGCUACGUCGUCGACACGACAAAACUCAAAGCAGCUACAAACAGUCCCAAGAACCUCAGCAGCAUUAAGUUGGCUCCACCUGCGUGGAACCACAGCUCCAAUAUCAAGAGUAACACACAGACUGCCAGUAACUCGAUGAUCAGUCUCAACAAGAAUAUGUACAGCAUCCUAGAAAACAAUCAAACGGACCCGACAUCACUCAUUAAAGAUAUGACUCCAGCUGCUUACACACAUUCGAAGUCUAUUGAAAGGUCAACCUUCAAUUCGACCGACGAAUUCAGCCCGGCGGCUCGGUCUGGUUCGACGAGCUCAGCGCGGUCAGAAUUGACGACCAGGUCGCCACCACCAGCGCCCUCUACCCCGGUAACGUCGCCGCAGGAGCCUGUGCCCGAAGAAAAGAAGAAACUCAUUAAGCAGAUGGUAGAGUACUGCUGCCUGAACAACGAUGCCAACGAGCUGGUGGAAGAGAUCAAGCUCUUCGGUUCGCACCACCACGCCGCCAUCAUCAGCGAGAUACUAAAUGUAGCUUUGGAGAUGAGCGCGAAGGAGAUUGUCGUGCUGUCGGAGGCGGUCCUGCACGUGGUUAGCUCGGGCACCAUCGCGCCUGAGCACUUCGCCGCCGGACUCACUGAGUCGCUGGAAUUCGCGCCCGAUUCCUACAUCGACGUCCCGAUGCUAUACGAAUACCUCGGCAAAUUCAUCACGCCACAACUCAUCAAGAAGAACAUAACACUGAAGGAUGUGCACCAAUGUUGUGAUACCGUGAUAGCAGCAAAGCAAGGGCACCUGCUUCUACGAGCCAUCCUAAAAGAACUCAUAGAGAGUAUGGGAGUUACUUUCACAAGGAACAAGUGGAAUGAGUCUGGCCUUCAAUUUAACCAGUGGAUGCCUGAGGAGAUGGUGCCGAAAUGGUUAGAAAACAAUAAGCUGGAAUUCCUCGAGAACAAAGGUGAGGUUGAAAACUCAGGGAAGAGUACCUUGACUCAAGUGGAGACCCAGAACAAGUUGCUUCAGUUGAUGAACAGUGAUGAGAGUUGUGAGUGUAUCCGUGGAUGGAUUAAGGACUGCGUGGGCGAGGCUGCCGGCGAAGAGUGGUUCAUGCGCGUGCUCACGCAGGCCAUCUGCGAGCACGCGCUGGCGGGCGGCGAGCAUCUGAACCACGAGCGCAUGAAUAAGUUCGCGCCGCUCAUUGGCGAGUUCGGCGACGAGAAGCCACGCCGCGAGGCCGCCUGUCUGUAUGGCGUACAGCACCUCAUUCACAAACUGGAGCACCCGCAGGGCCUAACGUUAGACAUAUUCCAAUAUCUACAUGAACAAUACAUAAUAUCAGUGGAAGGAUUCAUAGCUUGGGAAACGUCAGAAACGGAACCUGAAGGCAAAGCGGUGAUGUUGAAAGCGCUGACGUCAUUCUUCACGAACAUCAAGGAGGCGGACAACGAGGACUCUUGUAGUGAGGCCUGACGCGGGCCUGUCGCGCAUCUUGCGCGGCUCCCCAAUCAUCCUCACAUAGACUUAUACGUACAAUAUGUUGUUGCUGUUACCUUGUAUCAUAUUUUCACAAAGCGUGUCAAAAGCGUUCAGAGAUAUUGCAAUAUUUUCUAGCAAUCGUUGAAUAUUUUUAAAAUUAACUUAUUUGCGAAGAAAAACGGGCAUCUAAGUAAUGUAUCAAUUUUAUUAUUACUAUCGGUUAGUGUAAUGAUUUUCGGCAGUUGUAUCCUGAUAUUUUUGUAAAUUAGUAACGGAAGUUUUAAUUAAAUUAAUGAGAAAUAGUGUUAAUGUUCCAAGUGCCUAGUAAAACGAAAAAUAUUCAUAAAAAUGGCCUUAUAUAGAGAUGCGGGCUCUGUCUGCAUCUUCACUGAGUGCUUCACAGAGUGAUUCCAAAACUGCGCGUUUAUAUAGACAAGUCUAGACCUUAUUGCCAUUUCACAAAGGCCGUAAUUUAUAUAGUUCUCCGUUAGUCUGUGUAGACGGCUGCACUGAUCUUAUUUGUGAAUUUGUGAUCUACCUAAAGGUUACAGACAUGCUCAAUGGCUUUAUGGUCUAACUUUUAAUGGAUAUUAUCAAACUGUGAAGUUAAUCUCUUAGUAUGCUCUAUUAAAAACAAAAUAGUUAUAUUUAAUAAAAAAAUAAAUAUUUUGAAUACGAUAAAUAGAUACAUAUAAUUUGUUUAGCUAGGUGUUGCGAAGCCGGGUCGCUGUUACGCGCAUAUCGCGCCAUAUCAAAUAUUUAAAUAAUGUGGAAAGAAUAUUUAUUGUUAUUUCAAAACUACUCGCUUGAUCUGGUUGUAAUAACGUCUAGUGUAUUUGUAUACAAUUGGAAUAUUACAAGCCAUACAAGUUUCAAGUGUUUUGAAGGACUUAAAGAUAUUUCUGUUAUGUAUUGGUAUCAGUGUCCAUUUUGGAAGACUAAUCCGAACGUUCCAAUUAUCUUAUUUAUUCCUAAAAUAUAGGACAAGAUAACAUGUGAGUUCCUCAAAACAUGCCUCGCCGACGUCUGUGUUCACCAUACACCAUACAGUGAUACCGUGACUUAGAGUAACAUCCUAUCCCUGCAGUCUUCGCAAGUCUGUUCAAUUGCGAGCGAAGUUAUCGUAACUACUAACUAGUUUGUCGAGUGAAAUAACUUUAUCCACUCCUCGUUUUUUAAUUCUAUUUUAUUUAAAAAGAGUAACUUAUUUCCUUUUAAAACCAUUUAAAAUUUGGAACGCGCUUCUUUAAAUAUUACGAAAAAUAAAAACAUUCUUUGUCAAAAUUUUAAACGUGUUUUGUUAAAGUUUACGACUGGACGAAUUAACCAUGGGACACAAGACUUAAAAAGAUUAUUAUAUAGGAUCACGAUAGAUAAAUAUUCGCCGUUUGAGGGGGAGAAUAUAAUUGUCAAAUAAUGACAGUUCUUGAGAAGUGCUUAGAGCUUGAAGCUCUAUACAAAUUAAAACGGCGGGUAAAUGUAUGAAUAUUACGUAUAGUCCCACCAAAUAACAUAUUGAACAACAUCUUAGAAACAUGAUCAUGUACAAUGAGUACUUUUAAAAAUUUCUUAUUAAGUAUGUAUUUUGGGAGUGGCUAGAGGGGUCAAGGCGAGUCCUGUAGUUAAUUCAUCCAAUAUUAAGUAAACAUUUAGUAACAGUUUUACAUUUAGAACAUGCUUUUUUUAUACAUUAGUACUUUCUAUUAUAUCCAGCCGGAGCUCUGUCGUAUUGUAGUUUUUUUUUUUAGGUCGAUAGAAAAUAAGCGCCCGUUUUUUAUGCAAAUAUGUAUAGUGAAAAUUAUUAACGCAAUUAUUUAUAUUUUUAAUUAAAUUAAAUAACUAGUAUCAAAUUAGUCGUUGUUCCCUAGAUUGGAGAUUUUUGAAUUGCUUACUAUUUUAUGGCUUGAAUUUUGUUAGCAGACAAUUUUACGUUUCAACAAUAUUAUGUACUCCUUCCUCAACUAAAUGUGCCGGCAUCUUCUCUAGAUUUGGGUUCUUUUGCGAAAGAAAUCUUAUUUUCAAAGUAAGCCGCUUUCUCCCUUAACUAAAUUAUGUAUAAGAUUGCGAUAAGUGUGUAUGAUAUGAUUGUGGAUGUAAGAUUAUAAUGUAUGAAGUGAGUUAAGAACCACUUAAGUAACCACAUGAGUCGCCUUUCAAAAAUUGAAAGGAUUUUCAUGUAUUUUAUUAUUUUAAUAUUUUUCCUAUAAAUAUUUGUUUAAACGUUCAAAAUUAUUCCUCUUUCACUUAGUCCGACCUUUUAGUUGAACAUGAUUAUGAACUAUAUGCUCAAUUUAUAUCUAAAAGUAUAUGUAAUGCAAGCUGAAUUAUGGCGCGUAAUAGAAUUAUUUCAUGAAUGAAAUGUAUUUUGGUUUUCGCAAGAAAGCUUAUGAUAUUUUAAUUAUUUUUAGUAUGUUAUAUGUAUCGCAGAAAUCAAUUAUUCUUGUCAAAUGUUGAAGUUCAUUUUUGAUAUGUGUGUAUAUCACACUUUUAAUGUUUUUUUUUUCUUAAUAUUUUCAAGAUGGGGAAAAAUUUAAUUUGCACUGAAAGGAUCGAUUUUUUAUGUACAAGAUAUUUUUAGUUUGUUUCAUUAUAUAAAUUAUUUACCUUCGCAGAAUUUGGAAUGGUACACGGGAUUUUUAUGUAUUGUAUAGGAACAGCAUAUUAAUAUGUAAAGAGACGCAUAUUUGCCUCAAUCACUGAUGCGGGCUUUAAAAUAUUUAUGGAUGUGAAAAUUUAGUACGGAUGAUGAAUAAUUAAUGAGCGAUAUUCUUUGAAUAUAAUGUAAAUCAUACGAUACAUUUUAUUUUAAUAAUUUUAAAAUAUACUAAUAAAAAUGUAAAAAAAAAUAUAUUAUAAUAAACACCCCUCGACAGAGGAGGUAUCAGGUAUUUUAGCGGGCGUAUAAUUCAUAGUGUAAUUUUAGAAAUAUACGAAAGAAAAUUCGUCGCUUUUAUACUUUUUAAAUAUAAUAUUGAUAUAUUAUUAUGAGAGGAUGUUGAUAUAGCGUGGUGUCUGGAGUUUGUUGCGGGGCUUGUUCUAGUUGUGGUCAAGUCGCGGCGGCCACCAAGCGUGCACGCAAUCAUUGUGACGUCCAACACUAUGCCACCAAGCUAUCGGAAUAAUAAUAUUAUGUAAUCAUAGUUAAGUUUUAUAUGUAUGUAAUUAAAUUAAAAUAUAAAUUUUUAUUGUUCAGUAAUUGUAUUUUAAUAGUAAUCUUAAUAAUUUUUUUAAUAGUAAAUUGUUUUUUUUUUUCAACUUUUAAGUGGGUAUUUGAAUAAUUGGCCCGGCUUACACUCAUCGCGCGACUUCUGCGCCAUGACCUAACGUCACCUAGCUCGCGGAGUUAUUUUAUUAUGUAAAUAAAAAUUUUUACAACUA